ACUUUAUGAAGUCAUUGUAAUGCUUAACAGAAUGGACAUUUGCUGUCACACUCAAAGACAAUAUGUUGUAAAAGAAUAUGUUUAUUAUAUAACACUAGAAAAGACAAACACGGGGAACCGCAACGAUCAGCGGGGUACAGUAUUUUUGUCAAUACUUUUUUUAGUAUUAGUAUUACCCUUAACAUUUUUAUUGCAUUUUUUGUUAUUUAAUUUACUGAUUCUUGUGGAAGAUGGAUUCCAAUGCUGACACAUGAACUGUGCUUUAAGAACGAAUGAAUCCUUUUUAACAAGUUAUUAGUAAUUCUUAAUCUUGUUCAUCACAUAACUGUACAACAUGUACUCAAAUAUAUAUUUCACCAUGAAUUCCCAGACAUUUAUUAAAUUAAAUAUAUCUAUGGACCUUGGAUAUUGGACAGCAGAUUGAACGGGACUUUUAUUUUGUCAUGGCCAUAUGACAUCAUAAACCUGCGCCGUGCUCCUGAAGCUGUUGUGAUUAGACUGAAGAAAGAUUGGUGGUUUUAUGCAUUUUGACGUGUUUAAAUCAUCGAUACCAUCGAUUUGAUCUUUUUUACAAGAGGAAAACUCCUGGAGAAACAUCUGGGAUCCACGUGACACUAUUAUAAAGAUGGCGUUGAUUAAACAGGAGAGUGAAGACAUAAAGAUUGAAGAAGUGUUCAGCGUGAAACAAGAAGAUACUGAGGAACAAACAGUUGAUCGCGUUUUGGGGAUGGCACACAACUCCGUCGAAGAGGCCCUUCAGAUCACUCUGGACAGCGAGGAAGAAUUCAGCUUUUCCUCAGAGGAAGAUUGCAACUCGGAUGACGAAUGGCUGCAUUUUGAAGAACGCAUUGAUCCCGCAGAGGAUCCAAGCUCGAAGAAUGUGUCUGCAUCACGUUCUCUUUCUCCAGCGCCUCGCAGAGGGAAACACAGGUGUCAUACUGAAUGUGACAAUGAGCAUGUCCAAGAACCUGUCCCGAAGAAAGCCAAGGCAAACAAGAAGGAAAGCAACAGGCAGUCCACGCUGUCAUGGAAAACAGAGACUGAUGUUGACGUGGUUCCAGAGACACUGCGAUUCCUGCCCGCACGGGAAACUGGACCGCAACUGAGCUCUGUAGACUCACAUUCGCCCUUGAGUCUAUUCAAACAAUUUUUUUCAGAAAGUGCUGUGUCAACUCUGUGCCACAACACCAAUGCCCAAGCUGCCAAGGCAACUGCAAAAGGUUUCAAAUAUAAAUGGACAGAUGUCAGCAUCAGUGAGAUGUACCGCUACAUUGGGCUGGUGUUUUACAUGGCAAUGGUUAAGGUCAGCUCCAUUAGGGACUAUUGGCGGCAAAGCAGUGUUUUCUCCGUGCCCUUUCCAGCCACAGUCAUGUCCAGGGACAGAUACUGCACCAUUUCAUGGAAUGUGCACAUGAGUCACCCAGAUGCAGAUAAGGAGAAUGACAGAAAGAAGGGCACAGCUGAACAUGACCGUCUUUUCAGGGUCAAACCUCUCAUGGACUCCAUUCGUCUUGCUUGUAAGUCAAUCUAUCAUCCCAAAAGAAACUUAACUGUGGAUGAACGAAUGGUGGCAUGCAAAGCACACACCGGUAUGACACGGCACAUGAAAGCCAAGCCAAACAGGUGGGGGUUGAAGCUGUUUGUUCUUGCAGACUCAUCGAAUGGAUACACUGUGGACUUUUUUAUGAAUCAAACAGGCCAUGGACUUUCAUAUGAGGCUGUAACAUCUCUUUUGGACCACACAUUUUUGGGUUCUGGGUACCAUGUGUACAUGGAUGAUUUCUACACAAGCCCAAAGCUCCUAAAAGACUUGUUUGCAAUGAAGUUUGGUGCAUGUGGGACUUACAGGGACAACAGGAAGGACUGCCCUCGAAAUGCAGCUAAUUCUCUCUCUAACAAAUCUGCCAGGGGAUCCAUCAGGUGGAUUCGGGAUGGACCUCUUGUAUUUGUGAAGUGGAUGGACACACGAGAGGUAUCUGUCUGUUCUACUAUCCAUUCUGCUUAUACGGGAGACACUGCAGAGAGGAGGGUGAAAACACAAGAUACAUGGAGGACAAAGACAUUUCCAUGUCCUGCACCUGUGACUGCAUACAACCAGCACAUGGGAGGUGUUGACCUGUCUGAUCAGCUGUUACAGUACAACACAACACAGCAGAAAACCAUGAAGUGGUACAGAAAGGUCUUUCUACACUUCUUGGACAUUGCUUCCACCAACUCUUUCAUUUUGCACAACGAGCUACAUGGUAACUUGUCUCAUAAAGAGUUUAUGGAGCAACUGAUCACAGAGCUCUGUGGUGUGUCACAGAAAACGGCACCAAAACGGACCAAUAGUGACCAUGUACCGGUUCCAGGAGCUAAGCUGACAUCAGAUGACAGGGAUGUUGCCACAGCUGGUCGCCGCACAUGUGUGCAUUGCAAAGUAGUGCGUGGUAAAAGGCUGGACACAGCAUGGAAAUGCCAGGCAUGCAAUGUUCACUUAUGUCUUAAGUUGAACAGGAACUGUUUUCAAGAGUGGCAUAACAAUUCGUGACUGUGUUCAGAUGUGUGUGCUAAGCUGCUAACCAAUUAACUAACUUCCACUAACCAUCAGCCUUCAGAAAUCACCUGUGAUAGUUUUAUCAGGAUUCUUUGAUGAAUAACAUUUUUUUUUUAAUAAAAACUUUGUCUUAACAUUGUUAGGACAUAUUUCUAUUUUGAAUAAAUGCUAUUCUUUUUAUUAAUCAUUGAA
Messenger RNA from Pimephales promelas (fathead minnow), 2728 nucleotides. The record is from RefSeq and is a predicted model, not a curated record. NCBI's taxonomy places the organism in Eukaryota, Metazoa, Chordata, Actinopteri, Cypriniformes, Leuciscidae.